AUGGAGGUGCCACCGUCUGUGGAGAUCACCGACGGGCAGCGCCUUGAGACUGAGCAGCUGCAGGACGAGAGCAGUAUGGAUGGAGUACAGCAGACAGGGGAGCAGCAGAUUGGGGAGCAGCAGACAGGGAAGCAGCAGAGUGGGGAGCAGCAGAUAGGGGAGGAGCGGAUUGAGGAGCAGCAGAUGGUGGACCAGCAGCUCGGGGAGCAGCAGACAGGGGAGCCGCAGACAGGGGAGCAAGAGAUGUGGGGAAUUAGAGAUGGUGGUCGUGUGUUGGUUUCUGGGACGACCACUGCACCAGUGCGUCGCUCCACUCGCAUCACUCGUGGUGUCCCGCCUGGCCUUGCUGUAGUAUGGCAGGGGAGUGUUAGAGGGCCCUACAACAGCAAGGGCCCUCGAUCACCUUUGACUUGGCAGGUCGACGCCUAA
This is a messenger RNA of Closterium sp. NIES-65, 429 nucleotides long. The record is from the annotation of a GenBank genome assembly. Lineage: Eukaryota; Viridiplantae; Streptophyta; Zygnematophyceae; Desmidiales; Closteriaceae.